AUGUUGGCAAGAAAGGCUACUUGGGACCACAACGGCCUGAUCACAUUGGACGAGGCCCUCUCCUUCGCCAAGCACGCCGCGGGGCUCAGCCGCGGCCUCAAGGCGCGAGACACGCUGACCGCGGGCGCCCUCACGCAGGGCCACUGCAGCCUGGCGAUGUGGCGCGCGCUGCAGCAGCCGGGCGGGCGGCGCGUGUUUGUGGAGUGGGUGGUGCAGCUGAUCACGCACGGCACGGAGGCGGCGCCGGCGGCUGGGUGGGACGUGCCGUGCGUGGGGGCGGCGGCGGUCAAAAACCUGUACCAGCUUUUUGACAUGGAGGUGCGCGUGAUUUAG
Monoraphidium neglectum is the source of this 333-nucleotide messenger RNA. RefSeq lists its product as hypothetical. Lineage: Eukaryota; Viridiplantae; Chlorophyta; Chlorophyceae; Sphaeropleales; Selenastraceae. The transcript has 2 exons. The record is from RefSeq and is a predicted model, not a curated record. Bases 1 to 333 code for a protein of 110 amino acids.